AUGGCGAAGCCAACGCGAGGUCGCCCUUCAUCGCGGUCAGGCUCCGGCUCCGGCUCCUCUUCUCGCUCCCGUUCUCGCUCCUAUUCCGGUUCAGAUUCUCGCUCCAGCUCGCGCUCUCGCUCAUUGUCCCGUUCCAGAUCUCUGUCUCGCUCUCCUCGUUCGCGGUCCAUAUCUUCCACUUCCUCCUCUCCGUCUCGCAGUGCCAGUUCUGGCAGCCGCAGCCCUCCUCCUCCCCGCAAAAUUCCUGCCGAAGGAGUCAGGCGAGGUAGGUCUCCCCCACCACCAUCUAGAAAGGUUUCUCCUCCUCCAAGGAAAGCUUCACCAAUUCGUGAGUCUCUUGUUCUUCACAUUGACUCACUGACCAGGAACGUGAAUGAGGGUCAUCUAAGAGAAAUAUUUAGUAACUUCGGUGAAGUUGUUCAUGUGGAGCUGGCAAUGGAUCGCACUGUUAAUCUUCCAAAAGGAUUUGGAUACGUUGAGUUUAAGACUAGAGCUGAUGCUGAAAAGGCCCUGGUAUACAUGGAUGGGGCGCAAAUUGAUGGCAAUGUUGUUCGUGCAAAGUUUACCUUACCUCCACGACAGAAGCUUUCACCACCCUCUAAGCCAAUUGCCGCUGCUCAAAAGAGAGAUGCACCAAAAACUGAUAAUGCCAGUGCAGACAUUGAGAAGGAUGGACCCAAAAGGCAAAGAGAACCUUCUCCCCAUCGAAAACCUCUGGCUUCGCCUCGGAGAAGAUCGCCUGUUGGUCGAAGGGGUGGAUCUCCCAGACGUCUGCUGGAUUCUCCUCCACAUAGACGUGGAGAUUCUCCUGUUCGUCGCCGAGUAGACUCUCCUUUUCGUCGUGGUGAGACUCCUCCAAGGCGGAGACCUGCAUCUCCAGCCAGAGGUCGUUCUCCAUCCUCUCCUCCAAGGCGAUAUAGGUCCCCAAUAAGGCCCUCACCCCGAAGGAUGCGUGGUAGUCCUGUUCGUAGACGUUCUCCUCCUCCAAGGCGACGCUCACCUCCUAGACGAGCUCGUAGUCCUCUAAGAAGGUCUCCACUUCGAAGACGCAGCCGAUCUCCAAUUCGUCGGCCUGCUCGCUCUCGCUCAAGGUCAAUCUCGCCACGAAGAGGCCGUGCACCAGCUGCAAGACGUGGGAGGUCUUCAUCAUACUCUGGAUCACCUAGUCCACGCAAGGUCACCCGCAAGAUAUCAAGGAGUCGCAGUCCUAGAAGGUGA
This is a messenger RNA of Dovyalis caffra, 1218 nucleotides long. The record is from the annotation of a GenBank genome assembly. NCBI's taxonomy places the organism in Eukaryota, Viridiplantae, Streptophyta, Magnoliopsida, Malpighiales, Salicaceae.